Messenger RNA from Fonsecaea nubica, 1668 nucleotides. RefSeq lists its product as hypothetical. Gene Ontology annotation, molecular function: monoatomic cation transmembrane transporter activity. Bases 1 to 1668 code for a protein of 555 amino acids. The record is from RefSeq and is a predicted model, not a curated record. Gene Ontology annotation, biological process: transmembrane transport; monoatomic cation transport. Lineage: Eukaryota; Fungi; Ascomycota; Eurotiomycetes; Chaetothyriales; Herpotrichiellaceae. The transcript has a single exon. Gene Ontology annotation, cellular component: membrane.
AUGGAGGUCCCGAGCCCCCGCCGACCUCACUACCAGAUCGGGGCCUUGUCCAACUUCAUUCCACUCAAUGAAGAUCACAGUGCCAUGUCUACGCGCGGACAACGCCUGCCCAGCCUGAUCCAGAACCGGUCAACCACCUCUCUGCUCACCCUCCAGCGCCGACAGGCGACGCGAAGGGACUCGGUCGCGAGCCACAGGUCGGAUGAGGACGAGGAGCGCGGACCUUCUGAAAACCUCGAUGCCAUGGCUACCACGGCCAGGUGGCGGCCCAGCACGCCCUCGGAGACAGACCCACGAAGAAUGAGCAUGGGGCCCGAGAUCCUCAUGACGCCGCAGGUGCGCAGCAUGCGACUGAUCGGGCAGAGCAACCCCAGAUACCACUGGCACCAGUAUUUCAAGACGGAGGAGGAGUUGAAGAAGAUGAAGAAACCCAUCCGCAAAUACUACGAGCGGAACAACUUCUUGGUCACCCAGUACCUUUACAUUGACAAGUUGCUGGAUUCGUCACUCCCCCACCAUCUCAUUCAAGAGUAUAGCCAUCCGCGGUCGAAUGGCACCAUGAAUACCAUCUGCGAAGAACCGCCUUCGGGAAACAUGACUCCUGUGACCGCGGUGACUGCCACCAGCUCACCCAUCGAGACCAAGUUGAAACGGACCCCGAAAAACUUGUACAAGCUUCCCAGCGAAGAGACACCGCUGUUGCUCGACGACGCCGAGGCGAACGCCGAGGCGGGUCUUCCGGAAAUCAGCUUCGAUGAUAUGGACGAGGGCGUGGACUCGAAUGAGCGGAUCGUGACAGUGGCAAUCUACAUCAACCUGAUCGCCAACAUCAUCCUGCUGGCAGGGAAAAUCGUGGUGAUUGUUUUGACGUCGUCGCUCUCGGUGCUCGCAUCUCUUGUCGACGCCGCCCUGGAUUUUCUGUCCACCGCCAUUGUCUGGACGACCACGAAACUCAUCUCGCGACAGGAUCAGUACGCAUAUCCCAUUGGUCGGCGUCGAUUGGAGCCCGUCGGCGUUCUUGUUUUCAGCGUCAUCAUGAUCACCUCCUUCUUCCAGGUGGCCCUGGAGUGUUUCAAUCGGCUGCUCUCGGGGGAUCGCAGAGUCGUGGAGCUGGGUAUCCCUGCCAUCGUCAUUAUGCUGAGCACGGUCGCCAUCAAGGGUUUCUGCUGGUUUUGGUGUCGAUUGGUGAAGAACAGUUCUGUGCAAGCGCUCGCUCAAGAUGCAGCCACGGACGUCGUCUUCAACAUCUUCUCCAUCAUUUUUCCACUUGUGGGCUUUUACUUUCAGGUCUGGUGGCUUGAUGCCCUGGGUGGUCUGUUUUUGUCCUUCUAUGUCAUAUUCAACUGGACGCGAACGAGUGUCGAGCAUGUGCGAAACCUCUGUGGUGUGUCGGCCACGGCCGAUCAACGCAAUGUCCUGCUGUAUCUCGCCAUGCGCUUUGCCAAGCCGAUCCGCUACAUCCAGGGCUUGCAGGCAUACCACACGGGCGACAAGCUCAAUGUGGAGGUCGACAUUGUGCUUGAUGAGAAUAUGAGUUUAAGGGACAGCCACGACCUGAGCGAGAGUCUGCAGUACGUGCUGGAGAGCGUGCCGGCGGUUGAUCGCGCAUUUGUGCACGCCGACUAUGCGGAUUGGAACUUGCCCAGCCAUAUGAAUCAGCAAGGGUGA